GCUUUGUCCACAGGGAAGUUCUGGCAAUUACAAGCACUGGCCACUUCACCUUUCCUUUCCAGCUGUGUGGGGCUCAGCCGAGUGACCGCACAGGAGAGCAGUGAGGCCAUUUGAGGCCUGAGCCUGGUCCUCGGGACUUGACAAUCUCUCCCUGCCACCAGGCACCCUGCCCCAGCCCCGCUCAGCCAUCUCCACACUCCUCUGACAGAAUGAACGCCCUGGACGGUGUUCCCUUCAAGGUGCCCAAGGGCUUUGUGAUAGAUACAGAACCUCUCCCUGGGCCAGAGCUCAGUGUCCCGGCCUGCAGGGAGCUUCUGCUGGGUUCUAUGCAUGACUUCAGCCUGGAGAGGAGGGCGCUCUUCUGGGUGGAGGCCGCCGUGUGGGGACCCCGCGCGUACCAGUGCGGGGCCCCGGGGACCGCAUCAGCCCCUCCGGCCUGGUUCUUGCUGGUCAGCCCCGAACCCGGGCUGGCGCCUGCGCCUGCCGCAAUCAAAGAGCCGGAGGCCGGACCCCAGGAGUGGCCCGAGGAAGAGGAGGAGGACAAGGAGGACGAGGAAGAAGCCUCCUCUGCCAGCGAGGACGAGCCGGGCCCCUGCGACCCCCAGCCCGGCUCCCCGGCGAGCCCGGGCCCCGGCCCUCGCCUGGGCUCGCUGGACGUGCUGCGCGGCCUGAGGUCGGAGCUGGCCGGCGCGCGGCGGCGGCUCUCCGCGGGCCGGCUGCCCGCUCGUCCCCGCGCCCUCCUGCACUGCUUCCGCGGCCGCCGGGCGCUGAGCCUGUGCUCCGGCCCCACGCCGCCCCCGGGACCGGCGCCCCAGCUCCCCGGCGCCUCCGAGCCGGCCCCGCGGCCAUGCACGGCCGGCGCCGUGCCCCCGCUGCGGAGCCGCGAGCCCACAGUCGCGUCCCUGAGCCCGUACACCUGCCUGCCGCCUCCUGGGGAGACACCCCAGCCUCUCGACACGUGCAGAUCACACCCUGAUGCUGCGGCUGACCUGCUGUCCGCCCUGAGCCAGGAGGAGCAAGACCUCAUCGGGCCAGUGGUGGCCCUGGGAUAUCCCCUGCGAAGGGCCAUUGUGGCUCUGCAGAAGACAGGGAGGCAGAGCUUGAGCCAGUUUCUCGGCUACCUCAGCGCCUGUGACCGGCUGCUGCGGCAGGGCUACGAGGAAGGCCUGGUGGAGGAGGCCAUGGAGAUGUUCCAGUUCUCCGAGAGCCAGGCAGGGGAGUUCCUGCGCCUCUGGGAACAGUUCAGCGACAUGGGCUUCCAGCAGGACCGGAUCAAGGAGGUGCUGCUGGUCCAUGGCAACCGCCGAGAGCAAGCCCUGGAGGAGCUGGUGGCCUGUGCGCAGUGACCGCUGGGCACUCCCCAAUGCCCAGGCACCCCCGUCCAGGGCCAGAACUGGCAAUCCAUCCUAACUGUAUUAUUAAACCAAGUAAGAAUAACAAA
Messenger RNA from Propithecus coquereli (Coquerel's sifaka), 1441 nucleotides. RefSeq names its product ubiquitin associated protein 1-like (gene UBAP1L). Bases 210 to 1346 code for a protein of 378 amino acids. Gene Ontology annotation, biological process: ubiquitin-dependent protein catabolic process via the multivesicular body sorting pathway. Gene Ontology annotation, cellular component: ESCRT I complex. Gene Ontology annotation, molecular function: ubiquitin binding. Lineage: Eukaryota; Metazoa; Chordata; Mammalia; Primates; Indriidae. The transcript has 6 exons. The record is from RefSeq and is a predicted model, not a curated record.